Molecule: messenger RNA, 3870 nt
Organism: Peromyscus eremicus (cactus mouse)
Lineage: Eukaryota; Metazoa; Chordata; Mammalia; Rodentia; Cricetidae
Product: protocadherin Fat 3-like
Exons: 4
Coding region: 1-3870 (1289 amino acids)
Biological process (GO): homophilic cell-cell adhesion
Cellular component (GO): plasma membrane
Molecular function (GO): calcium ion binding
Source: RefSeq, a predicted model, not a curated record
AUGGGUGUGACUAUGGGACACUGUGUGGGCACAAGGCCUCCUUCCUGCCUUCUCCUGCUGCUCCUGAAGCUGUUGGCCACUGUCUCCGAGGGGCUGCCAGGAACGGGGCCCCUGGGCUUCCACUUCACACAAUCCAUCUAUAAUGCUACAGUGUAUGAAAACUCAGCAGCGAGGACCUAUGUCAGCAGCCAGAGUAGAAUGGGCAUCACCUUAAUUGACCUGUCCUGGGACAUCAAGUACAGAAUAGUGUCUGGUGACGAGGAAGGUUUCUUCAAAGCUGAAGAGGUCAUCAUUGCAGAUUUCUGCUUUCUCAGGAUCAGAACUAAAGGUGGCAAUUCUGCCAUAUUGAACAGGGAAAUCCAAGACAAUUAUUUAUUAAUCAUAAAAGGUUCCGUCAGAGGAGAAGAUUUGGAAGCAUGGACCAAAGUGAACGUCCAGGUUUUAGACAUGAAUGACCUGAGGCCUCUGUUUUCACCUACCACUUACUCGGUCACUAUUGCAGAAAGCACACCACUUAGGACUAGUGUUGCCCAGGUGACGGCUACCGAUGCGGACAUUGGUUCCAACGGAGAAUUCUACUACUACUUUAAAAACAAGGUUGAUCUGUUUUCAGUCCACCCCACAAGUGGUGUCAUCUCUUUAAGUGGACGAUUAAAUUAUGAUGAGAAGAACAGGUAUGAUCUAGAAAUCUUAGCAGUAGACCGGGGAAUGAAACUCUAUGGCAAUAACGGAGUAAGCAGUACUGCUAAGCUUUAUGUUCACAUUGAACGCAUAAAUGAACAUGCUCCAAUUAUCCAUGUGGUCACUCACAUCCCUUUCUCAUUGGACAAGGAGCCAACAUAUGCAGUAGUGACAGUUGAUGACCUGGAUGAGGGGGCCAAUGGAGAGAUCGAAUCUGUGUCCAUCGUGGCUGGAGAUCCUUUGGAUCAGUUCUUCCUGGCCAAAGGAGGAAAGUGGAUGAAUGAGUAUAAAGUCAAGGAGAGAAGGAAGGUAGACUGGGAAAGCUUCUCCUAUGGCUACAACCUCACUCUUCAAGCAAAAGACAAAGGGUCACCUCAGAAGUUUUCAGAACUAAAGACAGUCCACAUUGCCAACCCCAAGAGAGACAGCACCCCGGUCAGGUUUGAAAAAGAUGUGUAUGAAGUCAGCAUAAGUGAGUUUUCCCCUCCUGGUGUCUUAGUGGCCAUAGUCAAAGUGAAUCCUGAGCCAUUGGAUGUGGAAUACAAACUAUCUCCUGGAAAGGAUGCAGAAUACUUCAAAAUUAACCCUCGGUCAGGCCUGAUUGUCACAGCACAGCCCCUGAAUAUAGUGAAGAAAGAAGUUUAUAAGCUGGAGGUGACAGACAAGGAAGGAGAUGUGAAGGCACAAGUCACCAUUGGGAUUGAGGAUGCCAAUGACCACACCCCAGAGUUCCAGCAGACACUGUAUGAGACUUUUGUGAAUGAGAGUAUUCCUGUUGGAACAAAUGUUCUGACGGUGUCCGCCUCUGAUAAGGAUAAAGGAGAAAAUGGCUACAUCACUUACAGCAUUGCCAGCCUGAACCUUUUACCAUUCGCCAUUAACCAGUUCACGGGUGUGAUCAGCACAACUGAAGAGUUAGAUUUUGAAUCCUCCCCAGAGACCUACAGGUUCAUCGUGAGAGCAUCUGACUGGGGCUCCCCAUACCGCCAUGAAAGCGAGGUGAAUGUGACCAUUCGGGUGGGAAAUGUCAAUGACAACAUCCCUCUCUUUGAAAAAGUGGCUUGCCAGGGAGUCAUUUCAUAUGACUUUCCUGUUGGGGGCCACAUCACAGCCGUCUCUGCGAUAGAUAUUGAUGAACUUGAACUUGUAAAGUACAAAAUCAUUUCUGGAAAUGAACUUGGAUUCUUUUAUUUAAACCCAGACUCUGGUGUUUUACAACUUAAAAAGCCACUGAUGAAUUCCGGCAUUAAAAAUGGUAAUUUUGCCCUCAGAAUCACAGCUACAGAUGGGGAGAAUUUUGCAGACCCCAUGACCAUUAACAUCUCAGUCCUCCACGGGAAAGUGUCUUCAAAGAGCUUCAGUUGCAGAGAAACUCGUGUGGCUCAAAAAUUGGCAGAGAAACUACUCAUUAAAGCAAAAGCUAAUGGGAAACUGAAUCUAGAAGAUGGGUUUCUUGACUUUUAUUCAAUUAAUAGGCAGGGACCACAUUUUGACAAGUCUUUUCCCUCUGAUGUGGCUGUGAAGGAGGAUAUGCCAGUUGGAACUAACAUCCUGAAGAUUAAAGCAUAUGAUGCUGACUCUGGCUUCAAUGGAAAGGUGCUGUUUACAAUAUCAGAUGGAAAUACAGACAGUUGCUUCAAUAUUGAUAUGGAAACUGGACAACUGAAAGUCCUCAUGCCCAUGGACCGAGAGCAUACGGACCUCUAUCUCCUCAACAUAACCAUCUAUGACCUUGGAAAGCCACAGAAAUCAUCGUGGCGAUUGCUGACUGUCAAUGUGGAGGAUGCAAAUGACAACAGCCCAGUGUUCCUUCAGGACAGCUACUCGGUCAGCAUUCUUGAAAGUUCAAGUAUCGGCACCGAGAUUAUCCAAGUGGAAGCAAGAGACAAAGACCUGGGCUCUAACGGUGAGGUAAUGUACUCGGUUUUGACAGACACACAGCAGUUCACCAUCAAUAGUUCAACUGGAAUUGUUUCUGUAGCUGAUCAACUGGACAGGGAAUCCAAAGCCAACUAUUCUUUGAAAAUAGAAGCCAGGGACAAAGCAGAAAGUGGCCAGCAGCUGUUUUCUGUUGUCACCCUGAAGAUCUUUCUGGAUGACGUCAAUGACUGCUCCCCAGCUUUCAUCCCCACUAGCUACAGUGUGAAGGUUCUUGAAGAUCUCCCUGUUGGUACAGUCAUUGCUUGGCUUGAGACUCAGGAUCCUGACCUAGGAUUAGGGGGUCAAGUGCGUUACUCUUUGGUUAAUGAUUAUAAUGGGAGGUUUGAAAUAGACAAAGCAAGUGGAGCCAUCCGCUUGAGCAAAGAGCUAGACUACGAGAAGCAGCAAUUCUACAACCUCACAGUCAGGGCCAAAGACAAAGGGCGGCCUGUCUCUCUGUCAUCAGUUUCUUUCGUUGAGGUGGAGGUGGUGGAUGUCAAUGAAAACCUCCAUAUGCCCUAUUUCCCAGACUUUGCUGUCGUUGGAUCUGUAAAAGAAAACUCACGGAUUGGAACGAGUGUGCUGCAGGUGACUGCCCAUGAUGAGGAUUCUGGUAGGGAUGGAGAGAUCCAGUAUUCCAUAAGAGAUGGCAGUGGUCUUGGGAGAUUCAGCAUAGAUGAUGAGAGCGGAGUCAUCACUGCUGCUGACAUUCUUGAUCGAGAGACAACAGGGUCAUACUGGCUGACAGUGUACGCCACAGACAGGGGCGUGGUCCCUCUCUAUUCCACCAUUGAGGUCUACAUAGAAGUUGAAGAUGUGAAUGACAAUGCCCCGCUGACCUCAGAACCCAUCUAUUAUCCUGUUGUCAUGGAAAACUCUCCCAAGGAUGUGUCUGUCAUUCAGAUACAAGCUGAAGACCCUGACUCUGGUUCCAAUGAAAGACUGACCUAUAGGAUUACAAGUGGAAACCCACAGAACUUUUUUGCCAUAAAUAUCAAAACAGAUUCCCGAGAGAUCCUGGUGUUGUCAGAGCCCUCAGUGGAUCCUCGAGAGAUCCUGGUGUUGUCAGAGCCCUCAGUGGAUCUCCGAGAGAUCCUGGUGUUGUCAGAGCCCUCAGUGGAUCCUCGAGAGAUCCUGGUGUUGUCAGAGCCCUCAGUGGAUCCUCGAGAGAUCCUGGUGUUGUCAGAGCCCUCAGUGGAUCCUCAUGUGUCCCACCUUCAGACCCACACCAUCCCUCAAGAUGAUUUUCUCCCAUGGAUCCAGCAGUAG